AUGCCUGGGAAGAAACAACGCCACUCUCGUCCCGGGUUUCCAAUCGAGAUCUGGGCACUGAUUUUCGAAAAGUUGGGCGAGUAUAUACCAGACCAUGUCAAGUGGUUCUCUAGAGAGCCAGAAUCCCGGCCGUCGCAGCUACGGGCCAUUCAACGCUUGCGUCGAGUGUGCCGCACAUUCAGCAGCCUCGCCUCGCCACUCCUCUGCCCAUACCUAUAUCUUGAAAUCUCGUACGAGUCUAUAGACCGUGCGAAAGAACUUCUCAAAAAUCCCAGGAUCGCCAGUGGUAUUCGCGGGAUACAGCUCUCGCUCGCCUAUCGGCCUGAAAUCUUGGCUCACAGUCGCUCAGAAUUCUCCAGUCACUGGGAAGCGAAACUGGAAGAUGCAUAUUCAGAGCUCAAGCUGGAGCUGAAGCCAGAAAGUAAGCCAUGGUCUUGGGAAGAUGACCCUGACCUGUAUGAAAAAUUCGUGGCCAAGGAAAGGCAAAAGAAAAUGCUUAGUACACUGAGGAACUUUGCACAAUAUCUUGGGCCAGCGAAUUCCAGAUCGGGCUACGAGUUCUUUCGUUCCUCCCACGAACGUUACAAGGAGAAGCACUAUGAACAAUUCGAGCUCUUGAUGAACGGAUCCUUUGUUCGCCAGUUAGCUGCUGCCCUAGGUCGAGUUCGGCACCCCAUCGCUCUGCACUUGACAGAUGAUGUCCAGCAAAGAUACAACAUGAAGAACUAUCGCCUAUUUCUGGGAGACACGGGACUCGCAGACGCCUUUAUUCAACCAAUGCCUUUGAGCGACAUCAAAGGCGGAUUACUGCCAGCACGCGUUCUGACGGAGCUGCCCAUUGCCAUAUCUCAAGCGGGCGGAUGGCUCCAAAGCCUAAAGCUCAGCUGUCCCAUAAACAGAUGUUGUUACAUCUUCCCACCCGGCGCCUCUCCUGAACGCUCAAUGAUGGAACUGAGAGACGCAUUUAAAUUCCUGCGGGUAGUUGGAGUUGGCCGUCUAGGUUACUGGUGCAUGUACACCUCGGCCUUGCUCUCCAGCCGCAGCCUUCGACAUGUGGCGAUCGGCUGCGGAGAGCUCCAGCACAUUGGUACAAACUGCAACCGGCCCAUUUGUCAACGUGGGCGACAGACAGCGCGCUGGUUCAGGACAGUCGAGCCCACCGUUAAACGCUUUCGCAUCGAAGAUGUCACAAUCUCCCAUACCGAAUUAGAGCAGAUGCUUCACAUGCUUAGCCCAAGAUGUAAGGAAAUACGGAUCGCGUCUGUGCGAUUAUUCUACGGUGAUUGGCUUAAAAUAGUCGAAAUCCUCCGGCUCAAGGCAGGAUCUCGAAUCGCCAAUGGGAAGUGCAUGCUGCAUUUCACUGCGCUGAGCGGUGGGGGGUUUCCACAACGACCAUGGGAUUAUCUUUAUGACGAGCUUGAAGAACAGCUUGCUGAAUAUGAUUGGAAAGUGAAACAAGUAUUGGAUUAUAUAGCGGGCAAGCAUGUUGAUAAGUGGUGGAGUGAAUAG
Molecule: messenger RNA, 1509 nt
Organism: Clonostachys solani
Lineage: Eukaryota; Fungi; Ascomycota; Sordariomycetes; Hypocreales; Bionectriaceae
Source: the annotation of a GenBank genome assembly